AAGGUGAAAUGUAAUAAAAAGGAAGAAAGAGAGUGGAUCGGAUGCGACUGUGAAAGUGAGAAGACAAUAGAAGAGUAGAGUAAAGUGUGGGAGAGUUUGGUGGGUAAUAAUAAUUAACCUUCCACACAGGGUCCUCUGAGUCUGAGUGUGAGUGAGUAUGAAUAUGAAGCCAAAGAAAACGUGUUAAGCACAAAAAGCCAAUUCCUACAAACAAAUUCCAAAUCUCAAUUCUCCUCUGCUCAACAGUCGCGGUAGCACCAAGUAAAGUUAUUCACAUAGAUAUAGAUUAAAUUUUAUACGUUGCAGCUUCCACUUGCUCCUCUGCAUCUGUUCGAAUGGUGGUGUUUGGUUUCUUCUUGAGGUAAUUCUUGGUGCAGGAGAUAGUGUUUUGAGGUAAAUUAAGUGAAUUUUCUUCAAUUAGAAUGGGGAAAUAAGCUGAUAGUUCAAAUUCUGUGCUUGAAUCUGAAUACACCGCCGACAAUUCAUCAAUGGGCAAAGAAAAUGGGUCAGCAACGCCGAAGGAAGAAGGCAGUGAUGACGGUUACUCAAGUCUUGAGACUGUUGAAUUAGAAUCUCAGUCACGACCUAGCUUAGAGAAGGACACAGGUUUGCCAAGUUGUCGCGUGUGCCAAUGUGCCGAAUCUGAUAAAAGGGGAGAUGCUGCCCUAGAAUUUUUGGGCAUCACUCCGGUGAUCAAAGCUUGUAAAUGGAAUGGGGAAGAUGGGGAGGUAAGAUCAGAAGGCCAGGGAAUUCAGAAAAAUAUGUCUUUUAACAAAAAUGUUGGAAACAAAUCUGGGAUGGUGGAAUUUGUAGGCCCUAAUGGGGAGGUUUUCAUGUGUAGAAGUGAUGUGGAGAUUGGUUUGUCUCACCAAGAUGCAUUGAUUGAACUUGGUUGCUGUUGUAAGAAUGACCUUGCUUUAGUACACUAUGCUUGUGCACUCAAGUGGUUUAUUAAUCAUGGAUCAACAAUUUGUGAAAUAUGUGGACACAUAGCCAAUAAUAUCAGAAUCUCUGACUUCAACAAGGUUGUUGGUUCUCUGAAGGAAUAUGAAGCCUUGAGGGAGAGAACUGUCAGUGGGGAUCCUGGUCCUCAUGUUCAUGCGAAUAAUAAUACUGGCGUUGAUCCUGACGCUGUGGCUGCUAUCCGGAGGCAGCGGCUAAGUGAGAUUGCAUUAUGGUUUUGUCCUCAUAAUACCAGUAGUAUAAACAACAAUAGCAAUGCCGACACAGUUUCACAGGUGGCUUCUGAGCAGCCUUCAAAUUUUGUUACUGAAGAUGCUGGCCUUGCACAGAGUCCUGCAACCAAGUGGGCCGUGGAAGGCACAGGGAUCCUGCUUGCUACUGGCCUGCUUACAAUCACCCUUGCGUGGCUGAUAGCUCCCCGAGUUGGAAAGAAAACAGCCAAAAGUGGUCUUCACAUCCUACUUGGAGGUGUUUGUGCUUUAACAGUGGUUGUUUUUUUCCGCUUUUUUGUGCUUACCAGAAUCAAGUACGGACCUGCACGUUAUUGGGCAAUCUUGUUCGUUUUCUGGUUUCUUGUGUUUGCAAUAUGGGCUUCACGGACACAUGGUGCCCAUACAACGUGAUUCCUUAGUACUUAGUAGUUAGUACAGCGCUAUAGAGUCUUGUUUUGUUUUUCAUUUCUCUUGAGCCUUUCAAUUGAAAUUCAUUUAUGACCGGGUCUAUUUCAUAGUAGAUUAUUAUCAUUAUCAUUAUUACUAUUAAAUGUAAAAUAGCUAUAACGUUGUUUGUAAAGCUACAUUUCUUUCUAUGAGAUCGUGUUUAGUUAUUUUGAAGAACUAAUAAAAAUAAAUUUGAAGAAAAAUAAAUUUUCGUUGUCUUGUAAUUAACUUAUAGCUUUACUUUCUUUGAUUGAUUGAAAUACAAGCCAUGGAAAUUUAAGGGAAUCAGUUGAGAGAGCAUAAAAGGGAGGAUUCGAGAUCCAAAUCAAAGGGUGGCCUGCCGUACCUAUAUUUGGCGCAUAGCAUUGGGCCGGAUACUCUGUUUUCGGCUGUAAUUGUAAUACAUCAUCAUUAGUCAUUAUGAUAAUGGAUUAUAGAGAAUUAAAUAUCUCCCCAACCGAAACACUGCUAGCAUUUAUGGUAAUGGAGCGAAUAAUCAUAUCGGACAAAGUUUGACAUAGACAUAUAGUGGAGUUAUCAAUUAUCAUAGUUAACGAAUGAGCAUUGUUGGUUUCCACAAUAGAUCCUUUGAAUCUUGUUUGGUAGUGUGAUUCAUUACUUAAUUGUGGUGUGUGAAGUGAAGGUGAACCAAACCAAAAUGAAAUAUCACUUUCCAUUUCGUCUUAUUUUGAGGGAUUGGGUUGUGGUUUGUGAGUGUAUGAGGGGUCCCUCUUCAUCUUCCUCAUAACCACAUAAUCAAUACUGAACCAAACAGUAACGAG
This is a messenger RNA of Arachis duranensis, 2404 nucleotides long. RefSeq lists its product as uncharacterized. The record is from RefSeq and is a predicted model, not a curated record. The transcript is spliced from 4 exons. Bases 489 to 1586 code for a protein of 365 amino acids. Gene Ontology annotation, molecular function: zinc ion binding. Lineage: Eukaryota; Viridiplantae; Streptophyta; Magnoliopsida; Fabales; Fabaceae.